This is a messenger RNA of Ricinus communis (castor bean), 3824 nucleotides long. Its product is annotated as ribosome quality control complex subunit NEMF. Lineage: Eukaryota; Viridiplantae; Streptophyta; Magnoliopsida; Malpighiales; Euphorbiaceae. Gene Ontology annotation, biological process: rescue of stalled cytosolic ribosome; ribosome-associated ubiquitin-dependent protein catabolic process. Gene Ontology annotation, molecular function: zinc ion binding; tRNA binding; ribosomal large subunit binding. Bases 283 to 3663 code for a protein of 1126 amino acids. The record is from RefSeq and is a predicted model, not a curated record. The transcript is spliced from 14 exons. Gene Ontology annotation, cellular component: RQC complex.
ACUAAAAUAAUAAUAAAAAAUGACCUACCAAACGACGUCGCUGAAGUCUUAUCGGGCCAUAUCUGAAAAGGGACGUUUUAAAAAAUAAAAUCGGAAACGACGUCGCAAGAGGAUUGUCGGAAUUCGGAACUGCGAAGUAAAAAGCCUAUAACAUUAUGAUGUAUCCUCGAGGGAGAGCAUCCGCUGAUUUUCUGAACUCUUAUAAUUCUGUUCAUUUCCCUGCGGAGAGAGCAAAUUCAAACAAAGAAGACGAAAGAGAUAUACAUAGGGGGUAAAAAAGAUAUGGUGAAGGUGCGAAUGAACACGGCCGAUGUGGCCGCAGAAGUGAAAUGCUUAAGGAGGUUAAUCGGCAUGCGCUGCUCCAAUGUCUAUGAUCUCUCUCCCAAGACGUAUGUAUUCAAGUUAAUGAAUAGCAGUGGAGUAACUGAAUCAGGGGAGAGCGAAAAGGUUUUGCUCUUAAUGGAGAGCGGUGUCCGCCUGCACACUACUGCUUAUGUUCGUGACAAAAGUAAUACACCUUCUGGUUUUACCCUCAAAUUACGGAAGCAUAUACGUACUAGAAGGCUUGAAGAUGUACGGCAGCUUGGUUAUGAUAGGAUUGUCCUGUUUCAAUUUGGACUUGGUGCUAAUGCACAUUAUGUCAUAUUGGAGUUGUACGCACAAGGAAAUAUUCUGCUCACUGAUUCUGAUUUUACAGUUCUAACUCUUCUUCGGUCCCAUAGGGAUGAUGAUAAAGGGUUUGCAAUUAUGUCAAGGCAUCGGUAUCCUACUGAAAUUUGCAGAGUUUUUGAGCGAAUAACUGCUGAAAAGUUGCAGGAAUCUCUUACAUCCUUUAAAGAACCGGAAAUUAGUGAACCUGUAAAUGAUGGGGAAAAUAAUAUGUCUGAAAAACUGAAGAAAGAAAAGCAGGGAAAAAGCACAGGCACUAAAUCGUCUGACCAGAGUAAAAGUAAUAGUGAUGGAAAUCGUGCUAAACAGACUACAUUGAAGAAUGUCCUUGGAGAGGCAUUGGGCUAUGGUCCAGCACUUUCUGAGCAUAUGAUAUUGGAUGCUGGUUUGGUGCCAAACACAAAAUUUUCUAAAAGUAAUAGACUAGAUGAUAAUGCUAUACAGGUUUUGGUCCAAGCUGUUGCUAAACUCGAAGACUGGCUCCAGGACAUUAUUUCAGGAGAUAAAAUUCCUGAAGGUUACAUUUUGAUGCAGAAUAAAAAUGUGGGCAAGAACCACCCAUCAUCUGAAAGUGCUUUCAAGAUCUAUGAUGAAUUCUGCCCUAUAUUAUUGAACCAAUUCAAAAUGAGGGAAUAUGUGAAGUUUGAUACAUUUGAUGCAGCACUGGAUGAGUUCUACAGCAAAAUUGAGAGUCAAAGGGCAGAACAACAACAAAAAACAAAAGAGAACUCUGCCAUCCAAAAGCUAAAUAAAAUACGUCUGGAUCAGGAGAACCGUGUGCUAACAUUGAGGAAAGAAGUAGACCUCUGUGUUAGAAAGGCGGAAUUGAUAGAGUACAACUUAGAAGAUGUGGAUGCUGCUAUAUUAGCUGUUCGUGUAGCUCUUGCAAAGGGAAUGAGUUGGGAGGAUCUUACUCGUAUGGUGAAGGAAGAGAAAAAGUUGGGAAAUCCUGUGGCUAGCCUAAUUGACAAACUCCAUCUUGAAAGGAACUGCAUGACAUUACUGUUAAGCAACAAUCUUGAUGACAUGGAUGAUGAUGAAAAGACACUUCCAGUGGACAAGGUUGAAAUUGAUUUGGUACUUUCAGCACAUGCCAAUGCUCGGAGGUGGUAUGAAAUGAAGAAAAAGCAAGAAAGCAAGCAGGGAAAGACUGUUACAGCCCAUGAAAAGGCCUUUAAAGCAGCAGAGAGAAAGACUCGUCUCCAGCUUUCACAGGAAAAAUCUGUUGCUACUAUAUCUCAUAUGCGAAAAGUUCACUGGUUUGAGAAGUUUAAUUGGUUUAUCAGCAGUGAGAAUUAUCUGGUUAUUAGUGGACGCGAUGCUCAACAAAAUGAGAUGAUAGUCAAACGAUAUAUGUCAAAAGGAGAUCUGUAUGUCCACGCAGAACUACAUGGAGCUUCUAGUACUGUGAUAAAAAAUCACAGGCCUGAACAACCUGUACCUCCUCUUACUUUAAACCAGGCUGGAUGUUAUACAGUUUGCCAAAGCCAGGCAUGGGAUUCAAAGAUUGUUACUAGUGCAUGGUGGGUGUACCCUCACCAGGUCAGUAAAACUGCUCCUACAGGGGAGUACCUGACAGUUGGAAGUUUCAUGAUUCGUGGAAAGAAGAACUUUCUUUCUCCACAUCCUCUUAUAAUGGGCUUUGGCUUGUUAUUUCGCUUGGAUGAGAGCUCGUUGGGAUCACAUUUGAAUGAAAGGAGGGUACGAGGUGAGGAAGAAGGGAUGAAUGAUUUUGAAGAAAGUGGACCUCCCCUAGAAAUUUCUGAUUCUGAGUCAGAGAAGGAAGAAAUAGGAAAAGAAGUUAUGUCUGAAUCAAAAACUACUGCUGAUGCAGAAGUUGUUGAUUCAAUUAAUUUUCUUCAACAAGGUACUGCUGCAGGUGGGAUCAGCAAUGAUGAUAUCUCUGAUAUUGUUGGAAAUGAUGUUGCUUCUGCUGCCCCACAACUUGAAGAUCUCAUUGAUAGAGCUCUUGGGUUAGGACCUGCUACUGUAUCCCAGAAAAAUUAUGGAGUUGAAAUAUCUAAGAUAGAUUUGUCUAAGGAAGACGAUCAGGAAGAAACGAAAGCAACAAUGAAAGAUAAACCUUAUAUUUCAAAAGCUGAAAGAAGGAAGCUCAAGAAAGGACAGAAAAGUGAUGCUGCAGAUGAAAACAUUGAGCGGAAAAAAGAAGAAUCGAAAGAAAAUGAUGCUUUUGUUAGUCAACGUGAAAAGAGUAGUCAAAGUAAUAAGGCAGGCAGUGGAAAAAUCAGUCGUGGGCAGAAGAGUAAACUUAAGAAGAUGAAGGAGAAGUAUGCUGAUCAAGAUGAGGAAGAAAGGAGCAUUCGGAUGGCUUUACUGGCUUCUGCUGGCAAUACACGCAAGAAAGGUGGAGACUCACAAAAUGAAAGUGUAGCCACUGACAAUGCAUCUGCUGACAAAGGGAAGACACCUGUUACAGGUUCUGAAGAUGCUCCAAAAGUAUGCUAUAAAUGCAAAAAGCCAGGUCACCUAUCUCGGGAUUGCCCUGAAAAUCCAGAUGAUAGUUCACAUAAUCAUGCAAAUGGUGGACCUGCAGAGGAAUCUCAUGUGGACUUGGGCCGUACAACUUUGGAGGCAGACAGGGUGGCCAUGGAGGAAGAUGACAUCCAUGAGAUUGGUGAAGAAGAUAAAGGGAAAUUAAAUGAUACGGAUUACUUGACCGGAAAUCCCUUGGCUAGUGACAUUCUCUUGUACGCUGUGCCUGUCUGUGGUCCUUACAGUGCAGUGCAAUCAUAUAAAUACCGAGUGAAGAUUGUUCCUGGCACUGCGAAGAAAGGAAAAGCUGCAAAAACUGCAAUGAACUUGUUCAGCCACAUGCCAGAAGCAACUAGCAGGGAGAAAGAAUUGAUGAAAGCAUGCACAGAUCCUGAGCUAGUAGCUGCAAUUAUUGGCAAUGCGAAGAUCACUGCUGCAGGCCUUGCACAAUUGAAGCAGAAGCAAAAGAAAAGUAAGAAGAGCAACAAAGAGGAAGCAUAGGAAGCUUUAGGUUAGGUUGGGAAUUUGUAAAAACUAAAGCUCAACAAGAAGAAAGAUGUCAUGUAAUGUCCAUCAUUUGCAGGAUUCCAGGAGAUCAAAUUGUCUUUGGAAUAGUUGUUACAGUGAAAAUUAUACAAAAUAUUACUUUCACACUCUGAAAA